AUGGAUGACCCGGCCCCCAACUUGGUCCCCAACCCAAUUGAAGAGAUUUCAACCCGGUCCCCAACCCUAAUUGAGCUACCCUUUUCGCGAUCGAGCUCACUCUUUCACCCUAAUCACUCUUUCACCUUGGCUACCCCUGGAGGAGCUCACAUCCCUGCCGUCACCAGAACCACCCUCGCUGCGCCGUUAGCCUCCGCUCCCCCUCCGCCUCGUCUCCUCAUCGCCGUUACCAGCAUCCUUACCGUCAGCGUCAGCGUCAGCGCCACCUCUUUCAACCGAUUCCUUCCAAAAGCGAAUACGACAAGGGACAAUGUGGGAAGAUAUCGGAGCUCGGAGGCGGCAACUGUUUUCCGCGUCUCUUGCUCGGUGUCAAUGUCAGUCUUGCCCUUGUUGAAGGAAUUGUUGCUUUCGUUGCGUUGUUUCAGGGGAGGAAAAGGAAAAAGAAAAAAAAGAAAAAGAAAAAGAUAAAAGGACAGUUUCUGACAGGUGAUGUGUUUAAGUGGAUUUGGUUUAUCCACAUCAAAUGACAUAUAAUAUUACAACCUUCGACCUUGGAUAUGAUAUGCCAACAAUGGCUGCUUCUCUCUCCUUUCUACUUCUUCCACUAGGUAUCUAUUCUAUGUGCUGCUUCCUUAAAUUUCCAAUUGUUUUCUUCAUUUCACAACUCAAACAAUGUUACAUUGUCAUUGCUUCUUGUUUAUGUUUUGUUCACAACCUCAGAUUGUUUUUGCUUCCACUCUUGUAUAGGUUUUAGUUUGAGGAGCACUACUAAUUAUUGUUUAACUCAAUAAUCUGUUGUGUCAUGUUCUUAGAUGAAUGAUAGUGGUACCAAAAAGUUAUUUUUUUCUAAGAGGAAAGUAAUAAGUAAUAACGAAUUAUUGUUGAGUUAAUGAGUUCAUGCAUUGUAUUUACAGGAUAGUAAAGGUGAAUUCAUUGUGACUUUGUAAUCCACUUCUGUU
Molecule: messenger RNA, 959 nt
Organism: Arachis ipaensis
Lineage: Eukaryota; Viridiplantae; Streptophyta; Magnoliopsida; Fabales; Fabaceae
Source: RefSeq, a predicted model, not a curated record